This is a messenger RNA of Micropterus salmoides (largemouth bass), 1585 nucleotides long. RefSeq names its product hippocalcin-like 1 (gene hpcal1). The transcript has 4 exons. Gene Ontology annotation, molecular function: calcium ion binding. Bases 402 to 983 code for a protein of 193 amino acids. NCBI's taxonomy places the organism in Eukaryota, Metazoa, Chordata, Actinopteri, Centrarchiformes, Centrarchidae. The record is from RefSeq and is a predicted model, not a curated record.
GCCACAUCUUCCACUAAAAUGAUAAACCCGCUGCCGAGCCGGACAGACUAAGUGAGAACCUAGCUUAUUCCUGUCAAACUUAACAUCUUUUUUUCCACCUCUGAAAUUGUCAGACGGCAGUAAAACUCACCCGAGAUCUUGAAUUGUUCUCGUCUAUUUACAGUUUUAUCAACAGGAGGAGGUGUUAGGUUAGACUACUGUUACGUUAACGGUUAAAUUAGGCUGUAUGUGACGUAAUAAAGUGGGAAAGUGGACUUUUCAAACGGAACACUUCGGAUAGAGGAGCAGAGAAAACGGAGCAGUCAGCGACGUGGGGAGUAAAAGCACAGGGAGAGAGGAGAAGUGAAAGGAGAAGGUACAGAUACCAGCCCAGCGAUCUGCCUGCCUGACGGUGCUGUGUCAUGGGGAAACAGAACAGCAAGCUGCGGCCCGAGGUCCUGAACGACCUGAGGGAAAACACAGAGUUCACCGACCACGAGCUGCAGGAGUGGUACCGCGGCUUCCUCAAGGACUGUCCCACCGGCCACCUGACUGUGGAGGAGUUCAAGAAGAUCUACGCCAACUUCUUUCCCUACGGAGAUGCCUCAAAGUUCGCUGAGCACGUCUUCCGCACAUUUGACACCAACGGGGACGCCACCAUCGACUUUAGAGAGUUCAUCAUCGCCCUGAGUGUGACGUCCCGCGGCGGGCUGGAGCAGAAGCUGCGCUGGGCCUUCAGCAUGUAUGACCUGGACGGGAAUGGGUACAUCAGUCGGGCAGAGAUGCUGGAGAUAGUUCAGGCAAUUUACAAGAUGGUGUCAUCUGUGAUGAAGAUGCCUGAGGAUGAAUCAACACCAGAGAAAAGGACAGAUAAGAUCUUCAGACAGAUGGACAUUGAUAAUGAUGGUAGAUUGUCUUUGGAGGAGUUCAUUAAAGGUGCUAAGAGCGACCCGUCCAUCGUCAGACUGCUGCAGUCGGAUCAGGGAGCCUCUCGUCAGUUCUGAGGACAGAGACAAUGACAGACACACACUCUCUAAACCGCAAUCACAAACCACAUCCAUCCAGCUUCCUGCUGUUCAAUUGGUCGAGGCUCUGCCGUCCUAACGCCCCCAACAGACACUCCAUGUUUUAAUGUUUACUUUAAUGGAUACUUUUCUUUUGUGGCUCCUUUUCUGUGAACUAUGACGUGCUUUCAGUUCAGGUAUUGUGUGGUAUGCCUUGAAAAGGUUUUUACCUGUUCUCCAUAAGUGAAGUGCCAUAUCAUAUAUUUAUGCUCACUGGAUUACGUGCUCGCAAGUAUUAUGACUCCCAUUAUGUAUUACACUAGGAGGAAACUAAUUACAUUAGUUCAUAUAAUUUGAUUCAACGGUGUUAGAAAGUGGCUUAUUGUUGUUCAGGAUGUCAACUGCAGCUUAACAGUUGCUGUUCUUAACAAGUUCUAUAUGCCUUUGGUAUUGCAUGCGCUCAGUGAAUGAUAUGCGUUUUCCUGAUGAUGUAACAGUUUAUGUGAAUAAGGAGGCUCUGAUGGUUUUUAUUCCUUUUUAUUUUUGUAACAAAAAUGUUUUGUUUUCACACAAUUGAAAUAAAGUCGUGUAAGAAAAAUCUA